Effrenium voratum is the source of this 3132-nucleotide messenger RNA. The record is from the annotation of a GenBank genome assembly. NCBI's taxonomy places the organism in Eukaryota, Dinophyceae, Suessiales, Symbiodiniaceae.
AUGGCAUCCAGAGCCAUGUGGCGCUUGGUCUUGCUGAGCGCGGCGAGUGGUCUUGUGACUAAGGUGCCCGAACGCCUCUCUGUCGAAGGCGACAGCCCUCAGCUUUUCAGGACUCAACAGCUGGCAUUCCUGGAGACUUCCAUUAACACGCUCCUGGCACAAAAUGCGACUCCUGCGCUUGCCAACCUCACUGUGGCGAUUCUGGAGAUGAUGCAGAGCAUGAAGACCGCGAUCGAAGACCAGGAGAAGACCAUCCAGACCGAGGUCAACACGGCCCACGGCAAUUUCGCCGCGUGUCCUCAGAUCAGCUUGGGAAGCAGCAAGACCUUCCUGGAUGACUUCACGGAGGCGAGUGCCAAGCACAAGGUGUGCCGUCAAAGCGAGUCUGCUUUGGCUGACACCAAUGAUGGCUGCCUUACCCAGAAGAAGGUCGCCGAAGACGCCAAGAAUUCCGAGUGCAGCAAGAAGACGACCAUCGAAGAGGAAAGCUGCAAAAACCCCUCGACAUUUUGCCAAGUGCACGACUCUGAGAGCUGCAGCUCCUAUCUCAACAGGAUGGCGGACAAAUUCCAAACGGCCACGGGUAACUAUGCCUCAGAGUCAGCGUCCUGCUCCAACAAAACACAGCUCCUGACGGCGCAGACUCAGACAUGCACAACCGCCGGCGGUGACCUGCAGACGCAGAGGGACACUUGCAACAAUGUGCAGACUCGGAUGGACAUCGCCUCCUGCAACUACCACAAAGAGACCAAGAAGGGGUGCCAGUCUUGCUAUGAUCAGACCCUCACUGCCUAUCAGACUUUGUCCACGCAGACCGAUUCCAAGGUGGAGGACCUGCGCCGGGAGUACGCGGCGGUGUUGCACAUGGAGUGCCUGGCCGACUCCUUGAAGAAGGGCAGCGCUUCCGCCAUCCAGGCGGCCAUGUCUGCGUGCAAGGGAGUCGACUUCUAUGCCUCGGCCUCCGGCACUGUAAGCAUCACCUUCCAGCCGGCCCCCACCAGUGCCAGCUGCGACCUGCCCAAAGCUACAGCGGGCACUGCGGAGUACAAGGCUGCACAGUAUGAUGCGCUGCCCGCGAACGCCCCCGCGGCCAAAUGCGCCUGUUGCACCUGUGACACCCAUACGUGUCAGGGCACCAACAUGAUCCUUAAGUCGAAUGCCGAAACCAUCACGGGCCAGGAUGACGCGACUUGUUGCAGGUUGGACGCCUGCAGCUUCUUUACCUGCACAAGCCCCAACUUGUUCCUGAAACCCCAAGCUGCCGGCAUCAUCGGUCACGACGAGUCCACCUGCUGCGCCAGCUUUGCUUUGCAGAUGUCUUCGUGCAGCGCCACUGGCAUGAAUGGCCCCAUCCAGACUCAAUGCGACAACACUUACGGGGCAGAAUAUGGCGUGAAGGUUGAGCAGGGGGCUCAAUUACUGACAGUUCCGGCCACCGGCUUCUACUCUCUCACAGCCAAGGGCUCCAAGGGAGGCGGUGGUGGCGCCACAUGGGUGGCCAAGGUGGUCAGCGCUGGCGGUGAUGAUGCUUCAGCCUUCAAGACAGGGCUUCGCGUGGAGACAUUGCUGAUUGCUGGAGGUCAGGCGCUCGGCGGCACCCCGACUGUGUCCGCUGCUUCGGUGGCGGUGGAGCUCCUUAUGACGGCGGAGGAGGCGGUGGGGGCUACGAAGGCGGAGCUUGCAACAUCGGGGGAACGAAUAACGACUGCUAUGGCGGCACAAGCUUCUCCAGCCGUUCUGGUGCUACCGCACUGGCAGGCUCUGCCCGCGCAAGGCUCAGCAGGGCACGGGCGGCCAAAGCGCCGGAAAAUUUCCUGGAGGAUGAACCCUGAGGCUCAGAUGGACAUGGUGAUUUACGCGCUCUCGGGUGCAAUCAACUGCGGUGCCAUGCGCAUCGCCCACUUCCGGGCGCUGACGGGUGCGGGUAACGCCGGAAGCGCGCCGGUGCUGUACGAGGUGGUUCUUGGCAGCGACGCCAAGUGCUGGGCCGUGAGGCGUCGGUACCGGGACUUCUACGAGGUGCACUGGGCGCUGCAUGAGGCGGGCCUCUGCGUGCCGAAUCUGCCCCCGAAGGAGCCGCUCUGCCAGAAGGUUUUCGGCCGAGAUGAGACGCGCUUGAGGUGGAGGGCGGAGCGGUGCCAGGAGCUGCACAAUUACCUGGAGCGGCUUUUGGACAUCCACCCCGCUCCCGAUGUCCAGAGCCCCGCGCCGCUGCGCCGGUUCCUGGCCCUGGACGAGGAAAGGCUCGAAGACUCGGUGGACCGGGCGCUUGCCCUGACCGGCGGGGAGACGAAGUUGGAGCAGGACGAGAGGUGGCACAUGUGGCCACUCCUGCUGGUCCUUGGCAGCCUGGUGCUGUUGGCGCAGUGGGAGUUCAGUGCGCACGAGUGGUCCCUGCUGAUUCUGACCUGCCUGUGGGGUAGUCAGAAGUUUGCGGAGCUCGCGGUGAAAGCGCCGGGCCCACCGGCGCCGGAGCAGCCGGACGCGGGAUGUGGCGAGCGUGAGUGCGAGGCGGCACGGGAGCGGCCCUUGACGUUGUCAAAGCUUCAGGAGGUGAAUUUGCACUUCCGGCAGCUGGGCUGUAGCUUCAGCGUGGGCUUCCUGCUGCUGGCGGCGGAGGGCUUUGCGCAGGUGGUGCGCCGGAUGGGUGCGCCGCUGCGGCUGGCGGCCCUGGAGGUGGAGAAGAACCACCGGAAGGUCGAGGCGCACUGUCGGAAUCCCGCGGGCUCCUUCCGCAGCUUUCUGGAGGCGGAGAAGGCCUCGGGCCGGCACGGGCCCGGCCCAGGCCUGGCGGACGACAGCGGGGCCAUGGGCUCCCUGUGGAUCCGCCGGACCUGGGAGUUCGUGGCGAAGCUCUUCGAGCGCCACCUGCAGGGACUCACCAUGCCGCAGGCGGCCCAGGAGGCCUACGAGCAGACCUUGGGCCGUUUCCACGGCCGGGUGCUGCGCGGAACCUUCGUGCUGGGCAUGCGGAUGACCUCCAGCCCCCAGGCGCUGUGCCGGUCCCUGGGUGUGGAUGAAGCAUCGCUGCGAGAGCAGAUGGAAGCCUUUCACAAGCUGGUGUUGCCGAUCUGCGAACAGAUGCGGACUGUGAGCGUUGAACUCGAUUUGGAGGACACCCGGCGGGUGUGA